UAGGUCUUGGCUGGCACACCAAGGCUGCCCCGAAGUAACGCCCCCUAGUGUUGCUCCCCUUCUGAGUCUCGCGGUCACACGGACACACACGUAGGUCGUAAAACGAGUGCGUCGGGUGCUUUGUUUUGAAUCCAGACAGCUGCGUUGUGCAUGAACAGCAGCAGCAGUGCCACACGGUCUUUUGGCCGACUAUCGAGCACCGUCUGAUCCUACGAGAGGCAUACCUCUGAAGCGGUAUUUGCUCAGAAGCUUGCCUCAUCAUCGCCCGCUGUGUUCGUUGGUGUGCUGGACCCGGAUAUCACGCCUGCUCUGGACAUCGAGGGGAGGAAGGCAAGGAGGAGGACGAGAACGCCACGUGGGAUCAUAUUGCUGUUGUCGUGUUCGUGUACACCAACAGGGAGAGCAGCACAGCAAAACUGUAAUAGCAUCAGAGAGGACACCACGACAGAAGCCUUCCCAGGUGCUGUCCUCACCGGCUGUUGGUACCACUGGAGCAGCUCUGUGCUGGAGUACCGAAGGCCCUGGAGAGCGCACGGACAACCAAGACCUCCACGAUGCGUGAAGCCCUUCUUGCGGCGUUGGGGGGCAUCUCCCAAGACCAGCUUUUCAGAGCUUGCGGGACGGCGGGCGGACUGCUUCUCGCCGGAGCACAGUUGCCACAGAUUUACCAUGUCACGAAGCGAGGGAAGUCUCGGGACAUCAGCUAUAUGUACCAGUUCAUUUUCGCGGGCGGGAUGAUCUGCUUCCUCAUCUACUACGGCUACAACGGCCUCUGGGCGGUGUUCGUCCCGUCCUGCUUGUCCCUCGUCUGCAUGUGCUACCUCAUCGGCCUCAAGGCCUACCUGGAGGAGAUGAAGCCCAAGCGCACCGUCGCGACGCAGAUGAUCAACGACCUUCUGCGGGACGACGACGACGGCUUCGACGACCUCGACGGCUUGGAUCGCCCGCUGCUCGGCGGGGCAUCCGAGGAGAAGAAGGGGGACGACGAGUUCAUCGCCUACACGGCCCCGGGCAAAUAAGCUAUUUAGAAAAUCGUUGAUUCUUUGGCGGGGGAGGGUGCUCGCCGUUGCCAAUUUACCGUUGGCCACCCACCUCUCUUACGAAAGGGAGCACCGUUCGCCGUUCUUUUGGGGGGGAGGAAUGUGUAGAGGCGUUGUUGAUACGUGGCGAGGCGAGGAGGUGUGGGCGCGGCAGCACGUUGUUGGGGGGCGGCAACGGCAGUUUGCCCGGUAACGGCGGCCCCGAGAUGAUGUGUCCACCGCUAGACGGCGACAUUCACGGCAGCCAUGGAACGCCUGCCUGCUAGGCCUAGCGGGAGAAAAGUAGCCACCGGGGACACACGGUGAAAGGAAGGUUGACGGGAAGACGAGCAGUGCCAGCAGCGGGGCCUGGUGCCCCGGGGGACGGGCUGGGAAAUCACCAGUCCUACGUCGAGCCACCACGUGCUGUCCCCGGGAAAUAUGGCGAGAGGAACAACGCGUGGCAGCCUUUGGAAUAGGCAUGGCUCCGCGAAAUGGGUUGCCACGCGAUCGGGGAGGAGAGGGGCAAGGCGGCGGGCGACAUUGCACCCUCGGGGGUGUUUUAGCGCCUCACACACGGCUCACGGCUGCAGUCACCGCGCAGUACAGACGCUUGUUUUUUGUCGCUGCCCCGCGUAGUUUGCCUGCAGCGUGAACCCGACCUUCCUGCCACAAGGCUUUGCGUUGCGAAACGCACAGGAUGCAGACGCGGCUUCCACAACACGGUGUGCUAUAGACUAUGUGGUAGCGAUGAUGACAGCGAUAUCGCAAUUUCUCGAUAGUCCAGGAGCCAGCGUGUUGCUGUGGGCCCCGAGCAACGCCGACCGAGCAUUGCACGUUGAAUCGGUUGACUGACAAUGAUUUCCGUCACGUUUUGAAACCACGGAGCCCCCCCGCUGUAUGUAGCGUUUCAGGCAAAGUUUGUGUAUUUGGGUUGGGGUUAUUCGUGCAUUGGGUCCGGACCUCUCUUUCGGCCGGCAAGGACAAGGAGCGGAGGAGGUUGGUGGUGUCAUCUAUUUUGCUGUUGUUGUGGAAGCUGUUGCCUUUAGUGGACGACCAUAUAUGUUGCUUCUGUGCUUUUCCAUUUUUCUCUCCUUUGUGGCGUGUUCGAAAGACCAUGCGGAAUACGGUAGUCAAGGGGCAAGAGCAGUCGUGAGUCAUGCUGUAUGGCAUGCGCCACCUUUGCCGGUGCGCACCGACAGACUUUACGGCAAAGGCGCAUCUCGUGCGUGGUGGCAGCAGUGUCGUUUGUGUUGUUUGUGCCCGAUUGUUGAAUGGACUGAAAAAGUAAAUCGAAAGUGUUUGAAUAUGUCAGAAACUCGGCAGCAACAACCACAAACAAUAGAACAGCAGCGACGAUGCUGACGGGAUGAUUGCCUUGGAGGAUUCCCUGAGAACGCCGCCCCGGGAGCGGAACCGUCGCAAGUAGGCGCAAAAGGAACACACCGCCGAUAGCGCUCUCGAAGGAAUGGGGC
Messenger RNA from Ectocarpus siliculosus, 2494 nucleotides. NCBI's taxonomy places the organism in Eukaryota, Phaeophyceae, Ectocarpales, Ectocarpaceae. The record is from the annotation of a GenBank genome assembly.